AAAGUUCCAUCAGCAUGGUUGUCUCAUGGUACAGUUAUAGGUAGUUCUUUACUAAUAUUUCUGUUGUAUGCUUUUAAAUUAAUAUAUAUUCGCACCGAUUGAUAGAUAUAUAUUUUCCACAUAUAUAUUAACUAUUUACAACGUGGCCAUGCAUGUUACAGGCGUGCGUUGACGUUAGAAAGCUUUAAAAUAGCAUGUAAACAUCUGGAGAAAUGUAUUAAUGCCAGUCAGUUCGUGCUAAGUGUAAUAUCGAAGAAAGCUGAACAACACAUUAGUGGUUGAUUAUUUAUUACAUUAACUAUUUCGAUAAAACCUUAAGAUGUCUAAAGUUAGUUUGAAGAAACAUGACGAAAGUGUUCAGUCUAAUGGUAAGUCAAAAAAUAAUAAGAGAAGGAAACCUCAUAAUAAUAAAAAGACGUUCUUCUACAACACAAAAACAGUUGUAAAGGGGAAAACGGAACCAAAAACUGUAAAGCCAAACAUUACGCCCCCCACAAAAGUUGAAGAGUAUUCGUGCAACUGGAAAACGUUACUGCAGACUGCUGCUGUAAAUCCUGAAAAGAAGGAUGAAGACACAAAACAGGUGAAAGAUGCAAAUGCUAAAGGAAAGCAGGUUCAGAAGACGCCAGCAACUUUCAAAGACUCUCAUAAACCAGAGAAACACUUCAAAAAACCCACACAGACUGUCAAACCUGCUUCUGAGACAUCAGGAAAAAAAGUGGUGAAAGAUGGAGACCAACAGAAUGGAAAAGACUCCACCGGACACAAACAGUUCAAAGCAGAGAAGAGGAAAAGAAAGGAUGAAAAAGAGAAAGAUAUGAACAAAAAGAAGAAAGUCGAAGAGGUGGAACAGAAAACGGCAGAGCCUGAUAUCUGGUUUGACGACGUUGACCCUGAUGACAUUGAGGCCACUUUGGGGCCUGAGGUUGCAGACGUCGUACGAAAACGUAGUGGAAAUCUCAAGUCCAGUGCAGAAAUCACGGAAAAAGUGCUGGUGAAAGAGCACGCGUUUGAGGGUUUGACCCGUGCUGUCGCUAUGGACUGUGAGAUGGUGGGCAUCGGGUGUGACGGGGAGGACAGCAUUCUAGCGCGAGUCUCCAUCGUCAACCACUUUGGGAAAUGCGUCUACGAUAAAUACGUCAAACCCACGGAAAAGGUUACGGACUACCGGACGGCCGUCAGUGGAAUCAGACCGGCAGACAUCGCAAAUGGUGAGGACAUCAAGACAGUCCAGAAGGAAGUGGCUCAGAUUCUGGAAGGAAGAAUAUUAGUGGGACACGCCAUUCACAAUGAUUUAAAGAUUUUAUUGCUGGAUCAUCCCAAGAAAAUGAUCAGAGACACACAGAAAUACAAACCAUUUAGGCAGACAGCAAAGAGCUCACGUCCUGCAUUGCGAGUUUUAUGCAAAGAGAUUCUCAAUGUUAAAGUCCAGCAGGGUGAACAUUCAUCUGUUCAGGACGCCCAGGCCACUAUGAGGUUGUACACUUUGGUGAAGAAGCAGUGGGAGGCGGAGAUUAAAGCCACCCGGGCGGGUCAAUUUCAGAAGACCCCGCGAAAACCCAAAACUGCUAAAAAACACAGCAAAUUAAUUCCUAUCAGCCAAUAAGAACUCUAUUAGCUCAUCGUAAAAUAUGACAGACUGAAACAUGGAUCUGUGCAGGGAACUAUUUUACUAUUCUACGACAUGGAUUAUUCUGGAGUUUCACCGUGUUCAGUUAUGAUGAACAAUGUUUAAUAUUCCUGUCUGAAUGUCUCUGUUUGUAGUUUGAUCUCAAAUCCUAUCUUAUGUUAUUUGAGGAAUGAGACCAUCAAGCUGAUCAGAUUAUUAGUAAUAUAAGUGUAACUGUACAAUUGAGCCCUUUUUAUACCAAGUAAUUUAAAUGUUAAUUAUCCAUCCUGUUUAAAGUUACAUGACAGAUGUAACUUUCAUUGAAGAUUUUCAUGGUGUUCUGUGUGAACUGCUAUUAAAGACCCCACA
This is a messenger RNA of Labeo rohita (rohu), 1978 nucleotides long. RefSeq names its product REX4 homolog, 3'-5' exonuclease (gene rexo4). The record is from RefSeq and is a predicted model, not a curated record. The transcript has 8 exons. Gene Ontology annotation, cellular component: nucleus. NCBI's taxonomy places the organism in Eukaryota, Metazoa, Chordata, Actinopteri, Cypriniformes, Cyprinidae. Gene Ontology annotation, biological process: DNA catabolic process; rRNA processing. Bases 320 to 1606 code for a protein of 428 amino acids. Gene Ontology annotation, molecular function: nucleic acid binding; 3'-5' exonuclease activity.